GAGGGGAGGAUUUGUAUUCAGUCAGUGACGGAGCCAACUUUCCAACAGUCACAAGCUCCACACCGUCUUCUCUUAUAUUCUCUCUACCACUGGUUUAUUUUCCAAUCUUGUGUCAGAAAAGGCAAGACAAAAACAAGAACACAAACAACCAUCAUGGCUGCGCCAACGUGGAUGGUUUUAUUCGUCUCCUCAGCUCUUCUCUGUCUACACAUUUCCGCCAACAAAGUGUCAGGUGUGCAGCACAAAGUCAAAUGCGACACGGCCGAAAUGACAGUCGAAAUGGUCCUGCCCGACACCGUCACCGACGUCUACCUAGAAGGCAUGAAAGAAUACGGCAAAGAUAUCGGUUGCCAACCGAUGAUGGAAGGCAAUACGGCUUCCUUCCGCCUAUCCAUCGCCCAAUUCUACCGCUGCGGAAUGACCAAAGUCGUCGACCAGACGAACGGCCAUCGGGUCUACUACCACCGGAUCGUGGUCGAAAGUGAAUCACUCGAGAAGGAAUCCAUCGUCGUCAAGUGCGGAUGGAUGCCGCAUCAUCCGGAACGUCACCGAGCCAAACGUCAAGGUGAACUGUCCCCCGACUUUCAAGAAGACGAAGAGUAUGACAUCACGGUGAUCGAAGGACGGGCGCCCGAACCUAUUUUGGGCAUUGCCGUCCGCCAGAACGGCCAAUUGGUCGGCUCCGAUUUGAACGUCCAGCCGGGCACCCUCCUCCAGAUGGAAGUUUUCCUGGACCCCAACAGCACGUCGACUUACGGCCUUAGAGUCUCUUACAUGGACGUCACAGAUCGACGCACCAAAGAAGAAACCAUCAUUCUCAACGGGUGUUCGGUGGAUCCGUAUCUUUUCGAGAAUUUCAACACGGUCGAUGGCGAUACUUUGACGGCCCGGUUCAGGGCCUUUAAAUUCCCCGAGACCAAUUACGUUCUCUUCCGGGGCACAAUCGAUGUCUGUCUCGACCGUUGCUCAGGGGUCGAGUGCAGCAACGACCAGUUGGCUUUCGGUCGUAAACGGCGAGCCGCUUCACCAACCACAGCAGCGGCCGGCAGCAGCAAGUUGGACCGGACUGACCGAGUCUUUGAAGUUUCCAUGACUACGCUGGUCAAAUUCGACUCUGAAACUGGACUCCAAAAAGAUGUUUUGGAAUCGGCCCAGGCCAAAGGGGUCGACACGGUGGAACAGCCCAUCCAAGCCCAGCAAUCUCAAUCGGUUCUCAACGAGUCUGAACCUUCGUCGAAAGCGACUGCUCCUCAGCAACCCUCACACAAGACCGAACCUCAACCGGAACCGGAGCCAGCAGCAUCCGCCGAACCUAAAAAUGCUUCGCUGGCCGUCCAGAUGAACUAUUACUGGAUUGCUGUCGCCUUAAUGGCAGGCCUACUGUACAACUAAUAAACUAAUUCAACAAUUUUUUAAAUAGGGGGACUAAAAAAAAACUAAAAUUAACCCGCCUAACUCAAAUUUUUCUGUGUGUAAUAUCCGAAAUGAUUUGUUUUCCCACGGAGUUGUGCAAUCUUUGUACUAUUGAGAGUUGAGACGAUUAAAAAAUAUUAAAAACAAACGCCCGAAAGGUGCUUUUGCGAAAAAACUAAAACUAAAAAAUGGGUGGUCUUACAUAGCCUCGCUAUUAUGGGUAUAGCAAUUGCUGACGUCAUCGACCCCGCUCCACUUUCUCGCCCGAACAUCUCUCUCUCUUUUCUCUCUCUCUCUCUCCCAACAGCAUUUUGAUAGUCGCAUUAUUUGGUUGUUGUUGUGUUUUUGGGUUCAUUCUCUCUUUUUAUUUUCUUUUACCAACGUGUGUCGUCGACUUGCGAAAGAGCUGCGCGCUUUUAGCUAUUGAGGUCAACUCACGAGCUCCUAGCCGCAGGAGCCUUCAACUCCCGCAAGUUUCCCUCUCGCUCCCGUUUUGAAAAAAAUUAAAAACUAAAACUGGGAAAAUAUUUUCACGCAGCUUUGUGCGCAAUACAAAAAUAUGUGUUUGACAAAAA
Daphnia pulicaria is the source of this 1988-nucleotide messenger RNA. RefSeq lists its product as uncharacterized. The record is from RefSeq and is a predicted model, not a curated record. NCBI's taxonomy places the organism in Eukaryota, Metazoa, Arthropoda, Branchiopoda, Diplostraca, Daphniidae. The coding region runs from base 154 to 1392 and encodes 412 amino acids. The transcript has 8 exons.